Molecule: messenger RNA, 243 nt
Organism: Ectocarpus siliculosus
Lineage: Eukaryota; Phaeophyceae; Ectocarpales; Ectocarpaceae
Source: the annotation of a GenBank genome assembly
AUGGCGUACGCCGGACUCCCGUUUUUCUUCUACCACUGCUCUAGCUUAAGAGAAGAAGACGAAGCACGUGAAACGAACGACACCGUUAACGCGAACAUCAACGCCAGCGGGGACGCAAACUCCCGCCACUUGAAUCAGGUUCAUGCUUGCCCGAAGACAGCGCCGGUGCACAAGCGACGAGGGUUCUCCGGACCGGAGACCGACGACACCUCUCGAUCUCGAGGGCGGAGAUACCAUUCGUAG